Molecule: messenger RNA, 2226 nt
Organism: Diachasmimorpha longicaudata
Lineage: Eukaryota; Metazoa; Arthropoda; Insecta; Hymenoptera; Braconidae
Product: ectonucleotide pyrophosphatase/phosphodiesterase family member 5-like
Exons: 9
Coding region: 301-1689 (462 amino acids)
Source: RefSeq, a predicted model, not a curated record
UGCCUAUUUUUGUCAAAGGUGACAACGGGAACCUGACACUGAAACGCCGCCUCACCUAGGUACAUAUUACAUCGGAGCUUUACGUAGAAUUAUAAACAGCCGACGAAAAGUGCAGCAUUGUAUCCAUUCUCAUAUUUCUCUUGAAAAUUCAUCUGUUAAUAAUUCAUGUCGCUGGAUAAUUUCUCUUUUCACACAUAUUGGAUAAAAUUUAUCGACAAACAAAAACAUUGAGAAAAUGUUUGUAUGACUACAAGCCGAAGGAUCAGAGCGUAGAGGAAUUUUUUUCUGAACGUUUUAAUAAUGGCGAAACAAUUAGGAAUAUUAGUUCAACUAUCUUUGAUAUUAGUCAACUCAAAAUCCGUUUUUUCGGUGUCACUGCAUCCAAAGCUCCUCGUAAUAUCUUACGAUGCAUUUCGAUAUGAUUACUUCGAUAAGAAUAUCACACCGUUCAUGGUGCAGAUGAAGGAAGAGGGAACUGAUGUUGAAUACAUGACGAAUGUGUUUGUGACAAAAACACUGACAAAUCAUCACUCAAUUGCAACUGGGUUUUAUGCCGAAACCCACGGGGUUUUGGAGAAUGUAAUUCUAGGGCCAGAGGGAUUCCUUAAUAACUCACAAGAGUUGUUCACUUAUAAUAAGAAUAUAUUACCUAUUUGGACAAUCAACGAACUGAACGGUGAGAACAGACAUAGUGGAAUGAUGAUGUGGCCUGGGAGUGAAUAUAAAUACCGGAGGAUGGUGGUACCAAGUCAUGUUAUGCCUUUCAACACUUCAAUGCCCUGGAGGGCUCGAGUGGAUAAAGUUAUAUCUUGGUUUCUCGACGAAAAAAAUCCAGUGAAUUUCGCUGCACUAUACAUCGAAGAGCCCGAUGCUCAUGCCCAUGCUCUAGGUACCGGACAUCCAACAAUUAAAGAUUUAUUGCGAAAACUUGAUGAUUUGACGCAAUACGUUCACCAAAAGCUGGAUGAGCACAAUCUCCAGGAUGUGAAUGUAAUUCACUUGAGUGAUCACGGUAUGGCAGACGUAUCUAUUUCAAAAAUAAUAAAUAUCACGGAAUUAGUUGGCAAGGAUGAUUACGAGACUGUCGCCAGUACCUCUACAAUGUUCAUAAUGCCCCACGGCGGAAAGGAACACGAGGUCUAUAAUAAACUCAGGACUGCAGCUAAUAAGACUGGGGCCUUUGAGGUCUGGUGGAAACAUGAAAUACCAGAACGAUAUCAUUAUGGUAGUAAUAGCAGAAUGAGCUCAAUAUUUCUCGUAAGCAAGGUUGGAUAUGCCUUCGAAGAACUCUCCGAUGCAUUCCCUUAUUAUCAGUCUGCAUUCAAUGUCACAAUUUCGAAUGACUCAGUAUUCGGAGUGCAUGGUUACGACAAUGAGGAUCGCAGGAUGCACCCAAUGUUUUUUGCCAGAGGGCCAGCCUUUUUAUCACACUGCAAGUUAGAACCCUUCCAGAAUAUUGACUUACUGUCACUCUUCUGCAAUAUCCUCCACAUUACCGAUUGUCCAAUCACUAAUGGCACUCUGGAGGCUUUUAAACCUUGUCUCAAGGAGUACGAGGACCCAUCGAAGGACAAGAGUGUCUAUGCUGCAUUGAUUAGUAUGAUAAUAGUCAUAUGUAUUGUUAUUUUGGGAACACUCUACUAUCUCAGAAGAAGCCGAGAGCAACGAUAUUGGCAUGCAUACAAAUAAUGUAUUUUCAGGAGACCGAACUAUGAAGGGUCUGCAUAAAAUUUGAACCGAGUAAUUUAUGUUUAUACUGAGAUAAUAACAUAGUGCAUGAUCAGAAGCUUUUCUGCGUGUCAGACACCUGUGUGGAUUUUUUCGUCACAUAGAUUUUUCCUCAGUAACUACGAGAGGUAGUUCAUUUAUUUGAGUAAAUUUCAGGCAAAUAUUGGAUGAUGCUAAGAUGGAACAACUGUGGGAUGAUCAUCCUGAUGUAGAAACCGCCUCACAAAAGAUGUAAUAGUUUAAUUGAUGGGUCAAGUGAUGGGUAAGUCUCGAUGAGCCUUGGCUGCGCUGGCAAAUUUAUUCUGCAGAUUUUAUAGAUAUUUUAUCGAAAAAAAAAAAUAUUAAUUAACCCAUUACUGGACUAUUAAUUCGGAACAGAAAACACACCUGUUUGUUAUUUAAAUUUUACUUUAAUUUUUGUCCAUUCACAUACCUCAAUUUAUCUUGUGAUUUAUGAUUAUCAUUGUACAAAAAUAAAUUACCUCAUUUAAUAAGGGA